This is a messenger RNA of Schistosoma guineensis, 2833 nucleotides long. The record is from the annotation of a GenBank genome assembly. NCBI's taxonomy places the organism in Eukaryota, Metazoa, Platyhelminthes, Trematoda, Strigeidida, Schistosomatidae.
CUGGACGUUACUUUCAGGCCGAGGUUUUUAGUUUUAUUUUUCUAGGAUUCUCGCAGAGCUGGAUGAAUUAUUUUUUCUUGGAAUUAUAGAAGUUAACUCUAUUCUUGAAUAUUAACAUAUAAACUGUGAAUUUCAUGCCAUAUGAUAAGUUCUGAGUUUAACUUACGGUAUUUAUGACCAUAUUCAUACAAUAAUUUAUAAUAAUCUAAUUACAUAUAUUCAUUUUGACUAUACGAUCAAACUAUACUCUGGCACUUUGAAACCAUAUAUAAUCAUAUUUGACGAAGAGUUGUAUUUCAUAUCUGUAUUCUAUUUCUUAAUGAAUAUAUGGUUAUAUCGUAUUUGAAUACUUUAACCCACGUACUUUAUGUAUCUACAGGAUCUAUUCAAACCUCUACCUAAUAUCAAGAAAUAUAUAUAACCGUGUAUGUUAAAGGACUGUAUUCACUAUUUUAUGAACUAUCAUUUAAAUCGUAUUUGGAUACUAUAAAUCAUUUAAUUUUCGAAGCUACCUGUCCAACUCGGUAAGUCUGUCAUAGUUUUUUUUUGACAGUAUUUUUUUUUCAAAAAAGCUGUUUCAUAUAUUUGUUCAAGAAGCAACAUAAUAAUCUUAGACGGUAAUAAUCUUCUAAACUACUUGUCUCUGCACCUCCCAAUUUUCACUAAUACGGACUUUCAGUUUAUAUAUGUAUCACGUACCGUACUUUUUUGAUUGUUUGUUACUAAUUAUUGACAUUUCUAAAUUACUUUACCAUAUAAGGCUAUCUUUCAUGUCAUAUGUGUUAAAAUUUAUACAACUUGCUCCUUUAUAUUCUAUCUUGCCUCCACACAGAUACUGACAUAAAUACAUCAUCUCCACUACUAUCUUCCUGCCAUUGUCAUCUGUUUUUAACACCACUAAUCCUCACGAUACAUUGACCCUUGGUUAAAACAUAGAUUUUGAUUUUUAGACUAACUUGAGCCCUCGGAAUUGAUUUUUUUCACCCCUUUCUAUUUCCAACAUUCUGUUCAAUCCACUUGCUACACGUCACUUUCUUAUCAUGCCACAAAAGAAAAUGAAGACCCCUGCUUCUAGGCGUCCAGCCAAACGUAGGAAAACGACACAAUUUAACACCACUACUGACACGAUUUCCAACAGUUUCAACGAGACGAGCCACUCCGUUCAUCUGGAAGCAGACAAGCUUUUACCAGUUGUCUCCAUUCCAGACAUGUUGAAAACUCUGAUGGUAAACAGUGAUGAUAAUCGCAACUGCAACCAUAUGGAUGCUAUAAAAAAGUUGCAAGUAGACAUGAACAUUCUCAACCCGCUUAAAUAUCUCAUCAACCCCAACCUCACAGAGACUCCAGAUCAAAUGAAUGACAUAAAUAUUUUCCUAGAUCGUGUUGCAUCAGAAGUAUUUGAAAGAAUAAGACGAUCUAGUAAUGCAAUUGUGUUUAAUAUACCGGAUACACAUGCCCUUAAAAAUAUCAAAUCUAGUCUGCUUAGAGCCAGCAAUAUGACACACGUACCAUGUGUAUGCACAAGAUUAAAAAGAAGUCAUCCUGGUAUGCACUCACCGAUCUUGUUCAAAUUCAACUCAUCUGUAGACGCCAGUGAAUUUUUAAAUUCCUCCAAUUCAUUGAGACAAAAACAGAUUUUCAAGGAUAUUAAGACUCUUCCGGAUAAAACACCAUGCCAGCGAAAAGCAGGAAGAGAUAACUACCGACCACCAGCGUCAAACUCUCAAACGCAUCGUAAUCCUAAUGGUCGUAAAGUUAAGUCCGAUUCUAAGGGGACGUCUAGCUUAACAAUUUUGCCGUCACCGAAAAACUCUUCUGAAUCUCCUGAAGUUCAAAACCCAGAAGAAAGUAAUCCCGAUGUAGGUGGUGUCCAUCCUCUUGAGAAUGUUGACUUAGAUUCAACCCGAAGUAGUUGUGCUGAUAAAGAAUGGGAUAACACAACCCAAACCCCUGUUAGUGCAACACCCAGUUACAGUAACUGUGCAACGGAUAACAGGAAAACUAAUCAUAACAUCCAUAUAACUGACCACGCACUUAACGUUGAUAUAUUCGAACCUCGCAAACCAUCGCAAGUAUGUUUAACAGUACACAAUCCCCUCCAACAUAUGAAGAAGGCGAAAUCAACCACAACCCUUGGAAAUAAACGUCUUAAACACGUUACCCAUACGUCAGGUAUAAAUAGUUAUCUGAAUUGUAAUUGGCCACUUGGUCAAAACCAUAGACCUGAUAGCCUUCUUGGUCCGGCUCCCAAUAUGUACACUAUGCCCUUAUCAGAUGUUAGAUCCAACAGCAAUGAGAAAACUUUUUUUGUAAUUCCGCCGGCUUUCCUGCCGGCAACGGUAAACAUAUUUCACAUGAUAACAAAGUGGUUGAAUCUAUUUCCCCUCGCAACACAACUCUCACCUUAGCUAAUCCUAUGAGUAUUCAUGGAACUACCAAUUGCGAUUUAUACUCCAACCUGCUUCACUAUGAUGACUCUGAGUUUCUUAUUCUUUCGUUCAAUGCCCGCUCUCUGUCUAAUAAAAUUAUUCAUCUUAAAACUCUUUUAUUCCUUGUAAAUCCAACCAUUGUACUUAUUACGGAAACGUGGUGUAAUUCAUCUAUAUCCGAUCAUUCCUUGAAUGUAGAUAACUACGUUUUCUUUAGAACCGAUAGAUGUUAUGGAAUAGGAGGCGGUACAAUUAUCUAUGUUCGUUCAGACAUUCAAGCGUGCAAAUUUGAGGACAAAUCCCUUGAUGCUAUAGAAGACUCCACUUGGGUUACUGUAAACUGUGGAUCCCAAAAUUAUUUACUGGUGGGAUGCAUAUACAGACCACCUCAUGCGGAUACUAAG